AUGACUUCACAUAAAAAAUUAUUAAUUUCCACACCUAAUUCAAAAUUAAAUGAAAAAAUUGAGGAAUGGUUGAAGUGGGACAAAAAUGAAGAUACAAUCAAAGAAUUAAAUUUAUUAUUAAAAAAUGAAGACUUUAAACAAUUAGAAAAAUUAUUCUUAAACAGAUUGGAAUUUGGUACAGCUGGUUUAAGAUCAAAAAUGGGAGUAGGUUUUAAUCAAAUGAAUGAUUUGGUGGUUAUUCAAACAGCUCAGGGAUUGUGCGAAUAUUUAUUAAGUUAUUUUAAAGACACUUCAACUAAGGGAAUUACUAUUGGGUAUGAUGGACGUUAUAAUAGUAAAAGAUUUGCAGAAUUGACAGCUGCAGUAUUUUUGAGCAAGAAUAUAAAAGUUUAUCUUUAUUCUUACUUAUGUCCAACCCCUUUUGUACCUUUUGCUGUAAAAAGGUAUGAUUGUGUGGCCGGUAUAAUGGUAACUGCAUCUCACAAUCCGAAAGAGGACAAUGGUUAUAAAGUGUAUUGGAGAAAUGGCGCACAGAUAAUAUCACCGCAUGAUAAGGAAAUUCAAAAACACAUUUUGAAUAAUUUAGAACCUUGGAAAUCGUCAUGGGAUUUACAAUUACUUUCAAACAACGACAAUAUCGUUGACCCGAUGUCUGACGUCAUAAGUUCCUAUUAUAAAAAAAUCAAAGAAAUAACUUUGUUCCCGGAAAUGAAUAAAACAUCUCCCAUUUCGAUGGUGUACACGGCUAUGCACGGCGUUGGAUUUCGAUACAUUGUCAAAGCAUUCGAAGUUGGAAAUUUUGGUAAAUUUUAUCCGGUCAAAGAACAAGUCGAACCUGAUCCCGAAUUUCCCACCGUGCCAUUUCCAAAUCCGGAAGAAGGGAAAAGCGCUUUAAAUUUAUCAAUGGAAACUGCCAAAAGGCAUAAUUGUACCUUGAUUUUGGCAAAUGAUCCGGAUGCUGAUAGAUUGGCCGUUGCUGAAAAAAUACCCGAAACUGAUAAUCAAUGGAAAAUUUUCACCGGAAAUGAAUUGGGUGCACUUUUGGGUUGGUGGGCUUUAUUCUGUUAUAAAGCAUUAAACGAAAAUAAAAAUAAUUUCAAAGAUGUUUACAUGCUCUCAAGUACGGUAUCAUCAAAAAUAUUAAGCACAAUGUCAAAAGUUGAAGGUUUUCAGUUCGAGGAAACUCUCACGGGUUUCAAAUGGAUGGGAAACGUUUCGCACAAUUUGAUGGAAUCGAAAAAAACGAUUUUGUUUGCUUUCGAAGAAGCCAUAGGAUUUAUGUACGGAACGGAAGUUUUGGAUAAAGAUGGAAUAUCGGCUGCUGUUAAAAUGGCGGAAAUGGCUUCUUAUUUGAAACAAAAAUACGGUAUGACUCUUCGAGACAAAUUAAACGAAUUGUAUAAAAUCUACGGACAACACAUGUCGUUGAAUUCGUAUUACAUUUGUCAUAAUCCCGUGACGAUAAAUUCCAUUUUUCAAAGGCUGAGAAAUUUCACUGAAAAUAAUAAUCAGAGUUACCCCAAAUCCAUACUGAAUGGAAAAUAUGGAAUUUGCGGCGUCAGAGAUCUCACGACAGGCUACGACGAUUCUUAUCCAGAUAAAAAAGCUAGACUUCCCACGUCGAAAUCAAGUCAAAUGAUUACUUUCAAGUUUACAAACGGACUCAUAGCCACGUUAAGAACGAGCGGCACUGAACCCAAAUUGAAAUAUUAUUCGGAAUUGUGUGCGGAUCCUAAAGAACAAAACACGGAAAAACUUCAAAACACUUUGAAAGAAAUGAUCGGAGCUUUAGUCGAAGAAUUCUUAGAACCUGAUAAAAACGGAUUAUUGCCGAGAAAGGAAUAA
Pediculus humanus corporis (human body louse) is the source of this 1845-nucleotide messenger RNA. RefSeq names its product Phosphoglucomutase, putative. Bases 1 to 1845 code for a protein of 614 amino acids. The record is from RefSeq and is a predicted model, not a curated record. Gene Ontology annotation, biological process: purine ribonucleoside salvage; carbohydrate metabolic process. The transcript is spliced from 7 exons. Gene Ontology annotation, molecular function: phosphopentomutase activity; magnesium ion binding. Lineage: Eukaryota; Metazoa; Arthropoda; Insecta; Psocodea; Pediculidae.